Messenger RNA from Sporothrix schenckii 1099-18, 1494 nucleotides. RefSeq names its product prolyl 4-hydroxylase. Bases 1 to 1494 code for a protein of 497 amino acids. Gene Ontology annotation, biological process: peptidyl-proline hydroxylation to 4-hydroxy-L-proline. The transcript has a single exon. Gene Ontology annotation, molecular function: L-ascorbic acid binding; iron ion binding; procollagen-proline 4-dioxygenase activity. The record is from RefSeq and is a predicted model, not a curated record. Gene Ontology annotation, cellular component: endoplasmic reticulum. NCBI's taxonomy places the organism in Eukaryota, Fungi, Ascomycota, Sordariomycetes, Ophiostomatales, Ophiostomataceae.
AUGACCGCAAAGGCGGCGUCACGAAAACGAAAGGCCCAGGUUCAGGCCCAGGGGCAGUCUGGUCAGAAGCAGUCCAAAGUCGCCCGCCCCAUCUCCCCACCAAGCGACUCGCCCCCGGAACCAACAAGCUUGCAGUCUGUGACAUCGACAGAGGAGCUCGAGAUCACGGUCGAGACGCUGCGAGAACUGGCGGCGCACCCCUCACUCAUCAAGUCGAAGCAGUGCAGAGAAUUGCGCGGUGCCGUCCAUGACUUUCGGCAGGCGUGCACGACCGGCGUCAAUGCGGCCGGUGCCAACCUGACGGCGCGCAUUUCGGCGGCGCUGGCCGACGGCAAGUACAUGGACGCCCGCGUGCUGCUGGCCGAGAUGCGCCUCCGCGGCGACGAGCUAAAACUCGGUGCGCUCUGUCGGUGGGUCCGCGAUCUUGACGUGAUCAGCGGCCUGUCCACAUCCCCCGACGACAGACAGGCCGCGACCACAGAGCGCUCGCCCGAAGACAAGGAACGCCUUUUGGUGGUCGAUGCCAUUCUCCGGGCGACGGGCCCCGUCGAUCUCAACCCGGAGGCGCUUCGUCGCUACGCCAUAGCCCCUGCCGGCACACCAGCCAUCCACGUUCAGGACAUUUGGGACCUUCGGCCGGCGGGAACCCGUGAACAAGUCUACGCAGCGGUCCUGGACAAGUCGAUCCUCACACAUGCACCCGGCGCCGACUCCCUCCCAGACGCCCUGCCCGUGAUCGAGACCACCGAUGGGGCACAGCGCAAACCCCCGAACCACCACCCUGCCGUUGUCUACACGUCGGCUCCGGGCGCCGUGCCACUGGCCCCCGACGCGCCUGCCUCCAUCGCCUACCACCCGCACCCCACCGUGCCGCGCCUCGGCGUCGCCACGGACGUCCUCACACCGGACGAGUGCAAGGCCAUCAUUGCCGCCGGCGAGUCCGUCGGCUUUUUGCCAGAUGCGCCCAUCCGCGCGGACGGCGAUGUCAGCAUUCUGGCGCACAACUUUUACUGGGUCGUCGACCUGCCGUUCCACGAUCGGCUGUGGUCCCGCAUUGCGCGGUUUGUGCCGGCGGUCCUCGGCGGGCGCGUGGCGCGGGGCAUCAACCGGCGCUUCCGGGUGUACCGCUACGUGCCCGGCGCCGAGUACCGCUGCCACAUUGACGGCGCAUGGCCGCCGUCGGGCGUCCGGCCGGACCGGACGUACGUGUACGACGACUCGCCCGACGGCCACAAGCAGAGCUCGCUCUUUACGUUCUUGGUCUACCUCAACGACGAGUUUGAGGGCGGCGAGACAACGUUUUUUUUGCCGGGCGCCGCGGAGGGCACGCUGAAUGCGUACCCGGUGCGUCCCGUGAUGGGCGCUGUGGCGAUCUUCCCGCACGGCGAAACCCGGGGCGCGCUCCUGCACGAGGGCACGGGUGUGCGCAAGGGCGCCAAGUACGUCAUCCGGACGGACGUUGAGUACGAUGUCGAGCCGACAGUCGGCACAUAG